AUUUACGGUAGUACUGUAGCCUUUUGACGGCAACGACGGAGGAAUCCACCCUUUCUGUUUAUCAAUCCGCCACUGCGAACCCUUUGGACACCAUCCCUGGCUGGACCCUGACUCUCAAAAAGCGACGCUUAACGACGGCGUUCACCUUCUCCGUCUGCCGCCCCACGCUUCUGGGCUUUCCUAUCACUGUAACCACAGCGCUAUAGCAUCGUCGUAAUCGUCCCCCACCACGACCUCGAACACCAGGCACCACGACUCCAGUCAAGGUCAAUUCUUUCCCUCUAGGAAGACCGAGGAACCUCCAAAAACGCCGACCUCAGGAAACCGACCGAGACUGGCAACAGAGCCACCAUGGAGAACUACCAGAAGCUAGAAAAGAUUGGCGAGGGAACGUAUGGUGUCGUUUACAAGGCCCGCGACUUGGCCAACAGCGGGCGCAUUGUCGCGCUCAAGAAGAUCCGUCUCGAAGCCGAAGAUGAGGGUGUUCCCUCCACCGCCAUCCGCGAGAUCUCCCUGCUCAAGGAGAUGCGCGACCCCAACAUUGUGCGCCUCCUCAACAUCGUUCACGCCGACGGCGGCACAGGCCAUAAGCUGUACCUUGUCUUCGAAUUCCUCGACCUCGAUCUGAAAAAGUACAUGGAGGCUCUUCCUGUCAGCGACGGUGGUAGGGGAAAGGCUCUUCCCGAAGGUACGGGCGCGGGACUGCACAACUUGGGACUGGGCGAGGAUAUCAUCAAGAAGUUCAUGAGCCAGCUUUGCGAGGGCGUCCGAUACUGCCACAGCCACCGUGUCCUACACCGCGAUCUCAAGCCCCAGAACCUGCUUAUCGACCGCGACGGCAACCUAAAGUUGGCAGAUUUCGGUCUCGCCCGCGCCUUCGGUGUUCCACUCCGUACUUAUACUCACGAGGUCGUCACAUUGUGGUAUCGUGCCCCGGAAAUUCUGCUUGGUGGUCGUCAGUACUCGACCGGUAUCGAUAUGUGGUCCGUCGGUUGCAUCUUUGCCGAGAUGUGCACACGCAAGCCCUUGUUCCCUGGUGAUUCGGAAAUUGACGAGAUCUUCAAGAUCUUCCGUCUGCUUGGAACCCCUACUGAGGACAUCUGGCCCGGCGUCACCUCCUAUCCCGACUUCAAGGCAUCCUUCCCCAAGUGGGUACGCGACUACAACGUACCACUCUGCCAGAACCUCGACGACGUCGGUCUCGAGCUUCUUGAAUCCAUGCUCGUCUACGAUCCUGCCGGCCGAAUCUCUGCCAAGGCAGCAUGCAACCACCCUUACUUUGAGGACUACAACCCCAAGCCAAAGAGCAAAUAUCGCGACAGCAGCAGAUACGCCUAGGGGCAUUC
This is a messenger RNA of Neurospora tetraspora, 1346 nucleotides long. RefSeq names its product cell division control protein 2. Gene Ontology annotation, cellular component: cyclin-dependent protein kinase holoenzyme complex; nucleus; cytoplasm. Gene Ontology annotation, molecular function: cyclin-dependent protein serine/threonine kinase activity; ATP binding; cyclin binding. The record is from RefSeq and is a predicted model, not a curated record. Bases 352 to 1338 code for a protein of 328 amino acids. Gene Ontology annotation, biological process: signal transduction; protein phosphorylation; regulation of G2/M transition of mitotic cell cycle. NCBI's taxonomy places the organism in Eukaryota, Fungi, Ascomycota, Sordariomycetes, Sordariales, Sordariaceae. The transcript is spliced from 3 exons.